Molecule: messenger RNA, 2226 nt
Organism: Triticum dicoccoides
Lineage: Eukaryota; Viridiplantae; Streptophyta; Magnoliopsida; Poales; Poaceae
Exons: 1
Coding region: 154-2196 (680 amino acids)
Source: RefSeq, a predicted model, not a curated record
UAGGUUCGUGCCACAUUUCGUUGGUCCACACAACGCAACAGAAUAGAGUACGGAUUCCGUCUUCGUCCAAAGGAUAGAACUGCGAUCUCCAAGCAGUCCUCGCCUUCGUCGUCAAAAUCGGCAGCUGGGCCGCCGUGGCCAUGGACGGGCACGAUGGCACUCUCCUUGCCUGCCACGAAACCUCACACCAUAUAUUUCCGAGCCUGCACCCUUUCCGGUUCAAACUGUCUGGCCUCGAUGCCUGACACCGCGGACUACCGACUACUCGGGCCGCCGGAGGCUCGCCAUGCCGCGAUGAUCACGGUGGCGGCGCUGACCGACGAGGCGUCCUCUGGCCCGAAAGAUUGCAGCGUGAAGAGGGAGAGUGACGCGCUGGGGCCAGCGGGGAAGACGCGCACGAAGAAACGGUCGCCGACGUUCCUGUGCUCGGGGGACCCCGGCCUCGACUUCUUCCGCGUGUUGCCCGCCACGCCGGCCGCCACCGUGGCCAGGCUCCUCGCUGCCGCGUGGGUCGCCGACCCGUCCACCGCGCUCCGCCUGGUCGCCAACCUCCGCGGCGUGCGGGGCUCCGGCAAGUCCGACCGCGAAAGCUUCUACGCCGCCGCGCUCUGGCUCCACGCCCGCCACCCCGCCACGCUCGCGCGCAACGCCGCCUCCGUCGCCGCCUUCGGCUACCUCAAGGAUCUCCCCGAGCUGCUCCACUGGAUCGUGCGCGGCGGCCUCUCCAACAAAGCAGAAAGGAGGACGGCCCUCCUUGCCACCGGCCGCCGCGGCCCCUUUGGCCUCGGGCGCUACCGCAACUCACUCGGGCGCACCCGCAACUUCCGCAAGCGCAGGCCGCGCCCCAAGGUGGACCGUGCUGCGCGCGUUGGCACGGCGGAGGAGCGCCUCGCGGCAAAGCUGCGGCACGACCGGGAGCUCUCGGCUGCGGCGGCCGUGUCGCGCCGGAGCAAGAGGGUGGGUACCGCUGCGACGGCGAUUCGGCGUUACCGAUGCGACCCCACGUACCGGUUCCUGCACGACCGUACGGCCGACCUGUUCGCCAGCCUCCUCGUGGAGGACAUGCGCAAGCUCGCCAACGACGACGUCCGGGAGCUCUCGCUCGCGGCGAAGUGGUGCCCGUCGCUAGGCUCGUCGUACGACCGCUCCACUCUCCUCUGCGAGGCCGUCGCGCGACGCCUCUUCCCCAGGGGCUCGUCGCCAGAGCUCGCGGAUGAUCUCCCCGACGAACCUUACGCUUAUCGUGCGCGCGAGCGCCUCCGUAGGACGGCGCUCGUGCCGCUCCGCCGCGCGCUACAGCUCCCCGAGGUCUUCAUGUCGGCGCGGGCGUGGGAGUCCGUCGUGUACACGCGCGUGGCCUCGGUGGCCAUGAAGAACUACCAGGCCGUCUUCCUCAAGCACGACGCCGAGCGCUUCAACGCUUACCUCGCCGAUGUCAAGUCCAGCAAGAAGCGGAUCGCUGCGGGCGCGCUGCUCCCUCACCAGAUCAUCGAGUCCCUCGGCGAGGACGGCGACGGUGCCGGCACCGGCGUGGCCGACAUGCAGUGGCGGCGCAUGGUCGACGACAUGCGCGCCCUCGGCAAGCUCACCAACUGCUUGGCCGUGUGCGACGUGUCCGGCAGCAUGUCCGGCCUGCCCAUGGACGUCUGCGUCGCGCUCGGCCUCCUCGUGUCCGAGCUCACGGACGACCCGUGGAGCGGCCGCGUGAUCACCUUCAGCGAGCGCCCGGAGAUCCACUUGAUCACCGGCGACACCCUCUCCGAGAAGGUGGGCUUCAUGCGCGCCAUGGACUGGGGCAUGAACACAAACUUCCUGGCGGUGUUCGACAAGAUCCUCGAGGUGGCCGUGGGCGCCGGCCUGCCGCCGGAGAGGAUGGUAAGGCGGGUGUUCGUGUUCAGCGACAUGGAGUUCGACCAGGCAUCGGCUCAUCCGUGGGAGACAGACUACGAGGCGAUCGUGAGGAAGUUCUCGGAAGCCGGCUACGGCUCGGCCGUGCCAGAGAUAGUGUUCUGGAACCUGGCGUACUCCAAGGCCGUGCCGGUGAUGUCCGGCCAGAAAGGGGUGGCGCUGGUGAGCGGGUUCUCCAAGAACUUGCUCAAGCUGUUCCUCGACGGCGGCGGCAUCGUCACCCCGAGGACCAUCAUGGAGAAGGCCAUCGUCGGCCCGGAGUACGACAAGCUCACCGUUUUCGAUUGAAGAAGACAGCGGCAAAACAAAAACUUCCAU